Messenger RNA from Lycium barbarum (goji berry), 1955 nucleotides. RefSeq names its product probable L-gulonolactone oxidase 6. The record is from RefSeq and is a predicted model, not a curated record. The coding region runs from base 1 to 1656 and encodes 551 amino acids. The transcript is spliced from 5 exons. Gene Ontology annotation, cellular component: membrane. Lineage: Eukaryota; Viridiplantae; Streptophyta; Magnoliopsida; Solanales; Solanaceae. Gene Ontology annotation, molecular function: D-arabinono-1,4-lactone oxidase activity; FAD binding.
AUGGGCGACCCACAAAUCUUCUUAAAACUAAGCUGGAUUAUCUUUAUGAUUUACUUAGUGAAAUCUAGCCCACCUGAAGAUCCCAUUAAAUGUUCAACCAAAACAAACUUUAACUGCACCAUUACAAACUCUUAUGGUGCCUUCCCAGAUCGGAGCAUUUGCAAGGCAGCUCAAGCUGUUUUUCCAACCACAGAAGAAGAGAUCAUUUCUAUAGUGGCAAAUGCAACAAAAGAAAAGAGAAAAAUGAAAGUGGCGACUCGGUUUUCACACAGCAUACCCAAGUUGGUUUGUCCAGAUGGUGAAGACGGAUUACUUAUAAGUACAAAAUUCCUAAACAAGAUCCUAAAAGUGGAUCAAGAAAACAUGACAAUGACCGUUGAAAGUGGGGUAACGUUGAGACAGUUGAUCAGUGCUCAUGGAAGUUCUCUUUGGGGUUUGGGAAGCUCAGUACAUGAUUAUAUUGUGCAACUUCGAAUUGUCACACCAGAUGAAGCGGCAAACAAUUACGCUAAACUCCGUACAUUGAAAAAUGGUAAUCCUGAGUUGGAUGCAGCUAGAGUGUCCCUAGGUGUUCUUGGAGUUAUUUCACAGGUGACACUGAAACUGCAACCAGUGUUCAAACGUUCAAUAACCCGUUCAAAAAGGAAUGACUCAGAUUUGGGGGAUGAUGCAGCUAAGUUUGGGAGACAACAUGAAUUUGCAGAUUUUACAUGGUAUCCUAGUCAGCGCAAGGUUGUUUAUAGGAUUGAUGAUCGAGUUCCUGCCAACACUCGUGGCAAUGGCCUCGAUGACUUCAUUGGGAUUUCGCUCUACAUCUUCGCUCGUCCUCGCCAUUAUAAGAACCUUAGUUUUGGCUCAAGUGCCAAAGUACCUACUUCCACAUUGAAGAUUGGUGCUUAUGGGUUGACAAACAAUGGUAUUGCUUUUACUGGCUACCCAGUGGUUGGAUUCCACAAUCGAUUCCAAGCAUCAGGAACAUGCCUAGACAGCCUUGAAGAUGCAAGAAUCACAGUAUGUCCUUGGGAUUCUAGAGUUAAAAGUCUCUUCUUUCACCAAACAACAUUUAGUAUUAGCUUAUCUAAAGUCAAAGGCUUCAUUGAAGAUGUCCAAAGGCUAGUUGCUUUGGAGCCUAGGGCACUGUGUGUCCUAGACUUAUACGAUGACAUCCUCAUGAGGUACCCUACAACUUCAAAUGCUUACUUGGGUGAACAAGAAGAUGCUUUGGAUUUCGACAUCACAUAUUACCGAAGCAAGGACCCAAUGUCUCCUAGGCUCUUUGAAGAUUUCAUUGAAGAGAUAGAGCAACUUGCAUUCUUCAAAUAUGGGGCAAUGCCACAUUGGGGAAAGAAUAGAAACGUGUCAUUUAUUGGAGCAAUCAACAAAUAUAAAAAUGCUGACAAAUUCUUGAAAGUGAAACAAAGCUACGACCAAUUAGGGUUAUUUUCAAGUGAGUGGACAGAUCAAGUUUUAGGCUUAAAAGAUGGCUUGACCAUAGUCAAAGAGGGGUGUGCUCUUGAAGGACUAUGCAUUUGCUCUGAAGAUAUUCAUUGUGCCCCAAAGAAGGGUUACUUUUGUCGACCAGGCAAGAUUUACAAAGAUGCGAGGGUGUGUACUCGUUUGUCGUCCGUUACUACUAAACUAAAUCUUGAUUUCUAAUGUAAAAGAUAAUAAGAGACGCAAUGGUGUACGCAUGAUUUUGUGCAAGCAAUGUUGAUAUUUAAAGAAGUAAAUAAAUAAGCACAUCAAUGUAAUAAGGACAUCUUAAAAUAAUACACAUAAAUAUAUUAAUACAAUUGUUCUCGACGAGUUUUUGUUACUUUUUCAAUUACUAAAGGCGAACUAUGUUUUUUCCUUCUUCUAUUGAAUGUACACUUUUCUUAUUGUAUAUAUCAUGGUCAUCUAAGUGGUACUUUUGAAUUUCUUUGCUGGUUCUCCUCCUCCACCCCGUGAUCAAA